Molecule: messenger RNA, 843 nt
Organism: Rhodotorula graminis WP1
Lineage: Eukaryota; Fungi; Basidiomycota; Microbotryomycetes; Sporidiobolales; Sporidiobolaceae
Exons: 5
Coding region: 1-843 (280 amino acids)
Biological process (GO): ribosomal small subunit assembly; cytoplasmic translation
Cellular component (GO): 90S preribosome; cytosolic small ribosomal subunit; ribosome
Molecular function (GO): structural constituent of ribosome
Source: RefSeq, a predicted model, not a curated record
AUGGCUGCCCGUCUUCCUGCUGCUCUCCAGGCCACCGAGGAGGACAUCUCCCUCCUCCUCCAGGCUCAGGCCCACAUCGGCACCAAGAACGUCGAGAAGAAGAUGGAGCCCUACGUCUGGAAGCGCCGCGCCGACGGCAUCAACGUCCUCAACGUCGGCAAGACGUGGGAGAAGAUCGUUCUCGCCGCCCGCAUCAUCGCGGCCAUCGAGAACCCGAACGACGUCUGCGUCAUCUCGGCUCGCCCUUACGGCCACCGCGCCGUCCUCAAGUUCGCCGCCAACACGGGCGCCCAGGCCAUCGCCGGCCGCUUCACCCCGGGCAACUUCACCAACUACAUCACGCGCUCGUUCAAGGAGCCGCGCCUGAUCAUUGUCACGGACCCGCGCGUCGACCACCAGGCCAUCCGCGAGGCGUCGUACGUCAACAUCCCCGUCAUCGCCAUCUGCGACACCGACUCGCCCCUGUCGUACGUCGACGUUGCCAUCCCGGCCAACAACAAGUCGAAGCACUCGAUCGGCCUCAUCUGGUGGCUCCUCUGCCGCGAGGUCCUCCGCCUCCGCGGCUCCAUCUCGCGCGCCCCGGACGCGUGGCCCGUCAUGGUCGACAUGUUCUUCUACCGCGACCCGGAAGAGAUCGAGCGCGAGCAGGAGGCUGCCGCCGCCGCCAAGGCCGCCCCGGCCGCCGAGGAGCCCGCCGCGCAGAGGGCGUCAGCGAGUGGGAGAUCAGCGGCUCCAACACGGCCAUCGCCGCCGCCGCGUCGUCCAACGUCCCCGCCACCGAGGCCGGUCCCUCUCGACUGGUCGGCCGAGGCGCCUACGUCCGACUGGGCCGCCGCCGAGUAA